Mucor velutinosus is the source of this 1974-nucleotide messenger RNA. RefSeq lists its product as uncharacterized. The record is from RefSeq and is a predicted model, not a curated record. Gene Ontology annotation, molecular function: asparagine synthase (glutamine-hydrolyzing) activity. Gene Ontology annotation, cellular component: cytosol. The transcript has 3 exons. Lineage: Eukaryota; Fungi; Mucoromycota; Mucoromycetes; Mucorales; Mucoraceae. Bases 1 to 1974 code for a protein of 657 amino acids.
AUGGGUGGAAUCGCUUGCUACUUUCAGUUUGAUUCAAGUCAAAAUAAGGCUGUGCUUGACGAUGAAAAUCUCAGCAAGUCUCUCGAGUAUAUCAACCACCAUGGGCCAGAUUCCAUAGGCAUAUAUUUCUCGGCAUGUGGUCGUAUAGGCCUUGGCUAUGUUCAACUAUCCGUCGUAGGCACGGAUAACGGUCAGCAGCCUCUCUCUAAUCAAGAAAGUGAUAUUCAUGUCGUUGUGAAUGGUGAACUUUACGAUUACAAGCGUAUCAAAAGCAAGCUUCAAGCAAAGGGCUACCAGUUCAAAACCGAAAGCGAUAGUGAGAUUGCUCUGUUCAAGGGAGCGCUCUUGGUAGCAAGUGAAAUCAAGGCUUUUCUUCCGUUAGGAUGGCAACCAGAAUGGGAUGUUGAUUCUUUGAUGAACAAUGGCGUGAUGUUUGAUUGCAGAACAGUUUUCAAGGGUGUUAAUAAGCUGCCAACUGCUCAUUACAUGGUUGCUUCGUCUGCUGGAAGUAUACAAAUCAGACCUUAUUGGUGUCAAAAGUAUGCAAACAAACUUAUCCAGGACACUCGCACUGUCGAGGCCAUGAUCAAAGGCGUCCAAGUCCAUUUAGUGGAUGCUGUCAAGCAGCGGUUGGAGGGAAAUGUAGCUGUGGGAAUUUAUCUUGACGACAAUGUGAAUACGUGUUGCAUUGCUGGCAUUGUGAAGCAAAUCAGAAAAGAAACCAACUCAAAAGAGAAGAUCAAAGCAUUUUCCCUUGCUAUUGCGGGUGGUAAUGAAUUGAAUGAGAAUACGAUUGUUAAAAGAACAGCCGAGCUUUGUGAUGCUGAUUUAGAGAUACUGCAAGUGUCUGAAGAAGGCCUCCUGGAUAAAUCUGAAGAGUCGAUAUGGUAUGUGGAGCAACCUCAUUUGAACUUAUACGGUGUAGGAAGAUUUAUGCUUUCGAAAUUGGUCAGAGAUCAAGGCUACAAGGUGAUGCUCACUGGUGACGGGGCUGACGAGCACUUUGCUGGACACCCUCAUUUCAUCAAAGACUACCCUCGAGAAGCUGGCAGUAGUGUACCUGAUGGCUUUGGUUCAGUAUCCAAUGAUGAAAGAGCAGCACCUGCGCAGAAAAUGAACACUACAGAGAACAACAUUGGAAGAAAACACGUAACUGGCAGCAUGCUGAAUGGCUCAACUGCCCCUGCCUUUCUGGAAACAAGCAUCACUCUGGCACGGUCAUUUUACUCUGAAGAAGCAAUAAAGAAAUACAGCCAUCGAGAUCCUGCUCUCACCGUGGCAGAAGCAUUGAAUGGUAUAUCACGCAAUAACGCAAACAACAAGUGUCAUCCUCUUCAUACAGCAAUGAGCGUUCAAUGUACAACCGUGCUUGCAAAUCAUGUGUUGAGUUCUUUCAGUGAUCGUUCUGCAAUGGCUCAUUCUGUAGAGGUCCGUAUUCCUUUUCUGGACCACCAACUCUGCGAUUACGUGAAUAGCCUCCCUCCCUCUGUCAAAAUCAAGGCUGAAAAGGAUGGAACGCUUAUCGAUAAAUGGAUCCUGAGAGAAGCGGUUAAACCCUAUGUGACAACAGACGUCUAUGAAGGCAUUAACCAUCAGUCCUACUCUGCGUUAUCAUCAGACAGCACUUUUAUCAAAUUAUUGAAGAAGCAUCUUACAAAGGAAAAGAUUGAAAGACUUGGCUGGAUCAACUAUAACACAGCUAAGGCAGCCAGAGAAAGCUACUGCAUCACCAAGAGCCAUAAAACGUACCAGGAUCUUUUAGUCAUCAUGUCGUAUGUGGUGCUCUCUAAACAAUUCAAUGUAGCAACUGCUAGAUUUGAAACAGUGACAUUUAGUAAAACCAAACAAGUCAAUAGCGUCGAGAAACAAUCCUCUGAGCCACAUCGCAAUACCGUAGUGUCUAUUUUGCUCAAGAAGAUUGUAAUGGCCGUAGUCGCCAUUGCUCCUAUGGCGUGCUCCUACUAUCAGCAAUAA